UGGUAUUAGGUAUUGCCAUGGUGCGGUUUUAUAUACAGAAAGGAACACAUAGAGGCUUAUUCAGAAGCGUUCAAAAGACGCUUAAAUUUUUCCAGACAUUUGCUUUGCUUGAGGUAGUCCACUGUGCAGUUGGAAUAGUUCGCACAUCCGUGCUUGUGACUGGGGUCCAAGUGAGUUCAAGAAUCUUCAUGGUGUGGUUCAUUGCACAUAGCAUAAAACAGAUCCAGAAUGAGGAGAGCGUAAUUCUUUUUCUGGUCGUAUGGACUGUGACAGAGAUUACUCGAUAUUCCUUCUACACAUUCAACCUGCUCAACCAUUUGCCAUACUUCAUUAAAUGGGCCAGAUACAACUUUUUUAUCAUUUUGUACCCUGCUGGAGUUGCAGGUGAACUGCUAACCAUAUAUGCUGCUUUACCCUAUGUGAAGAAAACAGGAAUGUUUUCACUGAGACUUCCCAACAAAUAUAAUGUCUCCUUUGACUACUAUUACUUCCUUAUUAUUGUCAUGUUCUCCUAUGUGCCAUUAUUUCCACAACUCUACUUCCACAUGCUGCGGCAGAGAAGAAGGGUGCUUCAUGGAGAAGUGAUUGUGGAAAAGGACGAUUGAAUCAAGCUGUGUAACUAUGGUGCUUUAAUGGAAAAAAAGAGAGUAAAAAAACCAAAACUUCCUGUGAUUUUUCUGAGUCCAAGUUUCAAAACAUGGAACAAGAAUAAACAACUGUGCAU
This is a messenger RNA of Balearica regulorum gibbericeps (East African grey crowned-crane), 724 nucleotides long. The record is from RefSeq and is a predicted model, not a curated record. NCBI's taxonomy places the organism in Eukaryota, Metazoa, Chordata, Aves, Gruiformes, Gruidae.